This is a messenger RNA of Hyposmocoma kahamanoa, 1625 nucleotides long. RefSeq names its product heterogeneous nuclear ribonucleoprotein 87F-like. Gene Ontology annotation, molecular function: RNA binding. Bases 130 to 1086 code for a protein of 318 amino acids. The record is from RefSeq and is a predicted model, not a curated record. The transcript has 6 exons. NCBI's taxonomy places the organism in Eukaryota, Metazoa, Arthropoda, Insecta, Lepidoptera, Cosmopterigidae.
UGCGAAACAUCUAUUUCGUCAGGUUGCCGUCAAAAAUAAGUGUUUUCUAAGUGAUUUUUUUUGCUAAACCUUGUGUUUGUUUAUUAUAUUCAUUUCGUUACACCAGACUUCAAUAUUCACCGAUCAAAAAUGAGACCGCAGAACGGUGAUGAUGGCUUUGAUGAGCCCGAGAUCCAUCGCAAAAUUUUCAUUGGUGGACUUAACUAUCGCACUACUGAUGAAUCUCUUAAAGCUCAUUUUGAGAAAUGGGGAGAAAUCGUAGAUGUGGUCGUUAUGAAGGACCCCAAAACCAAACGGUCGCGUGGGUUUGGUUUUAUCACCUACUCCAAGGCGCAUAUGGUUGAUGACGCACAGAACAACAGGCCCCAUCGCAUCGACGGACGAGUUGUCGAAACCAAGCGAGCUGUGGCCAGACAAGACAUUAAGAAUCCAGAGGCAGGUACUACAGUGAAGAAACUGUUUAUUGGUGGAAUUAAGGAUGAUCAUGAUGAGGAUCAGCUUAGAGAGUAUUUCUCUGCUUAUGGCACUGUUCAAAACGUCAGUGUUGUCACUGAUAAGGCAACUGGCAAGAAGCGUGGCUUUGGCUUUGUGGAGUUCGACGACUAUGACCCUGUUGACAAAGUUUGCCUGAAUGCCCCUCACAAAAUCAAUGGGAAGCAGUUGGAUGUGAAAAAAGCACUGCCUAAAGAUGGUGGUGAACAAAGGGGUGGUAGACAGGGAGGCCCUGGAGGCAGGAAUGAUAACUGGGGUGGGAAUACUGGUGGUUAUGGUAACACUCAGGGAGGAUGGAACAACUCAAACCCUUGGGAUAACAACCAAGGAGGCUGGGGUGGUAACCAGGGAGGUGGAUAUGGGGGUGGUAAUCAGAGAGGCGGAGGAGGGGGCUGGGGCAACCAAGAUUUUGGCAAUUACAACCAACAGGGUUAUAGUGGGGGCCCAACAAGGAACCAACAAUAUAGCAAUAAUCGUGCUACACCAUACAACAUGAAUCAGACCGGUGGUGGUGGUGGCGGCGGUGGCGGUUACGGCGGCGGCAAUGCUAACUACGGGGGUGGCCAGGGUGGCAGCCGAGGUGGAAGAUUCUAAUGUAAUGUUUCGUGCUAAGUACACUAGUAAAGCAGAGUUAACCGUGCUAGUGUAGGCAGUACGCUCCGGAGCACUAGAUACACAUCAUGGUCCACACGCGAGACCACCUAGGAGAAGCCGUCAGGAAACCAUAGUUUGUAGUUGGAGCUCUUGACUCUUUAGACAAUUAUGAAUGAAUAGAUUUACUUUGAAUUUGUACUGAUUGUAAGUUGGUCUUCUAUUUAUUGUAGUACUCUUAGGUACUUACUUACCGUGACAUAUUUUUUAAGGUCUUUAGGAUUUAAUGUAAAAUCAGAAUUAGCUACUUUUUUUUACGGAUAAUUAAGUACAAUUUAGGAUAAUCAUGUCAGAGAGAAACCCUGAAGAUAGAUGAUAGGCUGAAUGAACGGAAACAGAAUGGUAAUUGCAGAUAGACAACAAAGUAAACUUGAUACUGAUUUUAAUUUUCUGACUACUCAGUAUUAAAUUCUCAAAUAGCUGUUAUGAAUACAUAAUACUUAGGUGUAGAAUUAUUGACUUUAUAGAUUUAAAUAAAUGUA